GUAUAAAUUCUAGCGUAAACACAAAAUGUAGUACCAAAAAGUUUACGCUUGCCGUUUACACGCUAUCAAAAGAUUAUAGACCUGCGGAGCGUGAAACCAAACGAAAACGCUGUUGGCCAUCGUUUGGGAAGGCUAUAUGUUCUUUUUGUGGUUUGCAUCAAUAGUGAGCGUUCAUUGCUAAACGAAGCGUAAACUUUCUUCAUGUGUCGCUGCCUUAUGGAUUUUGGCAUCGCGGCACACCAAUUGCGCUGUCGUGUAGCCUUAAAGAGGAAGAACGGGUUUAGAUUCGUUUAGGUUUCGGUGUUCUCCACAGUAUAUAAUUAUUGGUAUCGUUUAAAGACAAAAAUAAAUCACGCCGCAACAUGGGCAGUCAAGCGUCGAGCAUAUCCCAACGGAUUCUGCCGCAUGAUACGAUGGAUUCCCUGCAGUUCGAGAUCAAAAAGCAGGUGCACAUAUAUUCCGAAAUCAACAAUCUGGCGUAUGAUGACUUUCAGAAAUGCCUCGCCGAUCUCAACCGGCUUGCACGCAAGUGUUUAGAUACGGAUGGCAAGCAAUUGGUUUUUGCGGUGAAGAAGGGUACGGAUAACUCUAUUCUUUGGAAGCGCACGGUGCGCAUCGCAUGCGUAAAGAUCCAUCCGGAAACGCGAAAGAUCGAUUGCUACAAGCUACUGACGCUGCAGCAAUUUCUGCAAGUGUUUCGCACGAUUCAGAAUCAUUUACAUGCCAUGGUAACAGUUGAAAGUCAACGGAUCCAUAGUCCUACCAAAAGCCCGGGGACUAAGACCGAAACAGUGGACGGAGCCAGCUCGCGUCUCAGCAUGGCCUCGAAUGGUAGCAGUCGGGACAGUGUCGUUGGUUCGAACGAUGAAUCGGCGCGACAGCAAGGAAACAUGAAUCAAUCGGGUUCUUCUGGACCUGCAGAGGGUGGUUCGACAAGCGCAUCGGGAGUCCAUUCCACCCAUUCCUUAUCAUCUAUAUCGUCGUCAUCAACGUCAUCGGUGGCAUUUAUUUUUCCGGACGCAGCAAUCGCUACCACUUCGAUGCUAAUGGCCCAGGUUGAUGCAGUAACAGCAACGGUAACUGGUGCUGUGCAUUCAACGAACGACGGGGAUGACGGACCGGUCGAACAGAACGAGUGCUGUAUCUGUCUCGAACGGAAGCCAGAGGUAUCCCUGCCGUGUGCCCACAGUUACUGCAUGCCAUGCAUCGAGCAAUGGAACAUCCACCAGAAGACAUGUCCCAUCUGUGACGAGGAGCUCGCCACAACAGACGACACAUGGGUUUUGUCCGAAAUGCCAGAGGCGGACGAGGUUAAUGAAGCAAUCUGUGCUAUGCUCAUGAAGCUUUCAAAUGACCCGUUCGAUGAGGAAAGCGACAAGAAAUGGUGGCGCCGUAUGCUUAAUUUGUGAUAUGGACCAGCAAGGUACAGCAACAGUGGAAUUGAAUGGUAUUCCACCGACAGACCGCAGCGUGGAUUUGGCUGGUUGUUUCGCUAUAGUUAUGGGAGUGUCCAAUGAACAGUCAAGAAAUUAGAUGUUAAUCAUGCAGUAGGGUAGAGUGCCCGCCUUGUAGCUGUUCUUGGUAAUAAACUCAAUAACAAUAAAA
Molecule: messenger RNA, 1605 nt
Organism: Anopheles darlingi
Lineage: Eukaryota; Metazoa; Arthropoda; Insecta; Diptera; Culicidae
Product: RING finger protein 141-like
Exons: 2
Coding region: 363-1409 (348 amino acids)
Biological process (GO): protein autoubiquitination
Molecular function (GO): ubiquitin-protein transferase activity
Source: RefSeq, a predicted model, not a curated record